GCGCCGCUGCCGCCAUGGAGCGGCGCGUGGCGGAGCAGCUCCGCAGCGCGCUGGGCCCGCUCGGCCUCGAGGCGCACGCCUUCAAGGUUGGGUGGUACAAUGCUGUUCUCCAGCCAGCCUUCCACCUCCCCUACCCAGAUGACACGCUGGCCUUCGUGAUCCUCAGCACGCCGUCCAUGUUCGACAAGGCCCUUAAGCCUUUUGUGAACAAAGAACGAUUAAAAAUAAUCAGGGAUCCUGUGGAUCAGUGUAUUUCCCAUCAUUUAUCACGUGUGAAGGAGAAAUUCCCUGACCAGAGGGUGGAUGUCAUGUUUGACUACGAGAUGCUGCCGAGCCGAAAGCCCAAGUUCCUGGCACAGACAGCUGCCCACGUUGCUGGAGCUGCAUAUUACUACCAAAGGAAGGAUGUGAAACUUGAUCCUUGGGGGAAAAAGAGGAUCUUUGGUGUUUGUAUCCAUCCCAAGUAUGGCGGCUGGUUUGCUAUCCGGGGUCUCCUGCUCUUCCCAGCCAUUCAGGUGCCAUUCCUGGAACAGCCUGCCCCUGUUGACUGUGUGAGCACGGAGGAGAAGAGGAUUGAGCUGCUGGAGCACUUCAAUUUCCACUGGCAGGACGGCCGCUACAGGGACAUCAUUGAAGUGAAGGAAAGGUACUCGGAGGAGCAAAAAGCCUAUUUUGCCACUCCUCCAGCCGAGAGAUUGCGGCUGCUGGGGCUCUCACAGGAAGCCCAGAGAAUCGCAUUUCACUGAGAAACCGGCUCCGAGGAGGGCAGAGGGCAGCAAAGGGUAACUCCUGAGCCCUGGCUUUUCCCGGUGCCGAGGGGGAGGAGGAGGAUGGUUAUGCUGGUACAGACAAACCCGAGCAGCCUCAAUGCAAACAUUGCAGUCAGAGCUUCCCAGGGAGAGGGGCACUGCUCCAGGGGCUGGGGGAGCUGGGAGCCGUCUGUUCUGUGCUGCUGCUGAUCUGGGGUGUGCUUGGGGGAGUCCAGGAAGGUGCCAUUAGCCUUUGCUUGGGAGUAGUUUAGACAUCCUGGCAACUCCAAAAUCCAUGCUGCUCAUUAGAGAAAUCACUUUUGUUCUCAAGAAUUUUCUUUCUGAGUGUUCUGGUUUUAUUCUUUGUAGGUGUAAAAAAAAAUUCAGUUAUUGUACUACUUAGUUGGAUUUUGUCUAAACUUGGGGCAGGUACGUUUUCAGAUGUUCCCUAAGGAACACAUGUCCAGUCUUUACAGUCUUGCCUAGGUCACAUUUAAGCAUUUAUCCAUUCAUAGAGCUGACUGGAAUAUUGGGAAAGAUGCUGAGUAAUGUCCAUAUGAUUGGAGGUUUUACAUACAUUAAGAUAAUUGAAUGAAAAAGACAAUUCUCAUGGCCUUUUCUAAGGUAGACCACAUUUGUGUUAAAAGUAUUUUUCAGUGCCAGCACACAGCACACCCCCCACAGUUACUGCCACAGUUUCCUGGUGUGCUUUCUUUGUGGGAAAGAUUGCAAACCUGCACACGUGUAAAAGCCAUGGCACUAGGCCUUGUCACAUGCACAGGCAAACAAGCACAGAAGAAAUGGAAAUAUUAAUGACAUUAUGUUACUUAUAUUGCUGGAUUAAACAUGUUCAGACAGAAGCAACAUUUUUUACAUGACUUUGUCCUGUUACAUUUGUUCAGAGGCUACAAUGCACCUGGAAAUCAGGAAUUAAUUUCUCUUUGAGCAAUUUGAGGCUCAGAUCUCGUUAAAGUGAUAUCAUACAUUAAAAUAAUAUUUUGUGGGAGUUGUUUUACUAGACUGCAGUGCAAUGUUGCAAAUGGACAGGCACUUUUUCCCUUUUGAUGGUAUCAACACGAUGAUGAAGAAAUACUCACUUUGCAGAACUGAGCCCUUUUUUAUGCUGGGAUUCUUCAAAGCUUUUGGAGACUCCACCACUAAGGCUGCCCUCACCGUUGUUCACUGCUUGACACAGUUGCCCAUAGUCACUACACUAACUCAUUGUAAUCCAAAUUCAGGAUAACAAGUUUGCUUCCCUGUAAACAGAGUAGUGAGCAUGUGAUCACUGGGUUUGUUCACUGCAUUUGCUGUUACAAAAAAGUCUUUGUUGUUUUCCAUGCUUUGGUCAUCUCUGACUAAGGCAGGCACCUGACCUAGAAUGUGAUAGAGGUAUUGUGAUGUUUAAUUUAAUGAAAGAAUGAAAUUUGUUUAAAAUCUGUUCUUUUGUUACAGAAUUACUUCUGGUUCAAAUUUGUUUGAUGUUUCAGAACUUUGAAACUGAACUGUAAUUUAACGGGCUUGAGCUAAUGGCUCCUGUUAGUAACAAAGACAAAAUACUGAUUCUCUUAGAAGGAUAUAGAUUUGAAUCAAAUCUAUCUUUGUACAUUACAAUUUAAAGUAAAAUAUUUUGAUUUUUUGGUAUUGAUUUCUUACAAAUAUUUAAUAUUUUGUCUUAAUUUAUUAAACAGAUUACCAUGGUCACUGCAUUUCAAUUUCUGUAGUUUAUUUAUCUUCAAAUGGUAUUUUGGUUACUAACUAUACUAAGUUGUAAGUAAACUUCAGUACUGAGUAUUUUUAUUUAAACAAUGCAGUUCUUAACUUGUGGAGAACUCAAGAUGUUCAAGCGAGAAUCAAUCAUGGUUUUUUUAACAUCCUGAAAAGUGUUAGCUACCUAAGACACACCAGUCCAGUAUCUGAAAACUAAGGAAAAAAAAUGGUUAUCUUAGCAGAAGUUGGUAUACUAUUAUCACAGGCCCACUGGGAUAUAAAAAAUCACACUAUGAGUAAGUCCAAUAAAGGUUUAUCUUUCCCAGAUCAUUUCAGCAAGAGCAUUAACAGCGAGCACCAUGACAGCGCAUGUCUCAUUACUUCCUCUGUUCUUAACAGUAACAAAAGUUCCAGAUGUCCAGUGAGACAUAACUGAGGGACUUUCCCUCAGUAGCACUAAAGUAAGGCCUGUAAGUACUGGAAUUUUUACUAGAUAAAACCUAUUAGUGAACAGAGUCACAAAUCCGUGUUCCUUGUGCUUCUGGGAAUACAGUUGUGUCAGGCAGAACAGAGUGCAAAUAUUCAGCAAUACCCAUUGCUACUACAGUGAUUUUGGAGUGACUUGGACGGGCAUUACUUCCUUUCUCUUAGCUGUGAGAUCCACAGCUGCACAGUGAGAUACACAGUGAGUAGAUUUCUCCCCUUGCUGGUUGGAGUAUAAUGGCCUUUGUCUAAUAAAAUUGAAGUUUGAGAA
Onychostruthus taczanowskii (white-rumped snowfinch) is the source of this 3210-nucleotide messenger RNA. It is a transcript of the gene MMACHC, whose product is annotated as metabolism of cobalamin associated C. NCBI's taxonomy places the organism in Eukaryota, Metazoa, Chordata, Aves, Passeriformes, Passeridae. Gene Ontology annotation, cellular component: cytoplasm. Bases 15 to 746 code for a protein of 243 amino acids. Gene Ontology annotation, biological process: cobalamin metabolic process. The record is from RefSeq and is a predicted model, not a curated record. Gene Ontology annotation, molecular function: demethylase activity; FAD binding; cyanocobalamin reductase (cyanide-eliminating) (NADP+) activity. The transcript has 4 exons.